This is a messenger RNA of Neohortaea acidophila, 1073 nucleotides long. RefSeq names its product translation initiation factor eIF 4e-like domain-containing protein. Gene Ontology annotation, biological process: translational initiation. NCBI's taxonomy places the organism in Eukaryota, Fungi, Ascomycota, Dothideomycetes, Mycosphaerellales, Teratosphaeriaceae. Gene Ontology annotation, cellular component: eukaryotic translation initiation factor 4F complex. Gene Ontology annotation, molecular function: translation initiation factor activity; RNA 7-methylguanosine cap binding. Bases 197 to 1012 code for a protein of 271 amino acids. The record is from RefSeq and is a predicted model, not a curated record. The transcript has a single exon.
ACCACUCAAGACAUGCUGGCAUGAUGGCACGAACAUGACGCUGCUCUUCCGUUGAAACAUGACAAGUGCUGGUCACUGCAUGUCUCACCCUUCCGCUUCUCAUCUUACUACAAAGCCGAGAGUGUCGUGCUCUUUCUUUGUCUUUUAACAUCACCCUCAUUCCCUUAUCUGCUUCCGGCGCGACGGUGGAAAGAUUAUGACAGACUCUCCACGCCCCCAAAACUCAGCUCUCAACGACCAGACGAUGUCGGAAGCAGCACCUACCGCCCCUCCGGCGCGCGGGCAGGAAAUGCGAAAGUUCUUACAAUCGCGCCUCCUACAAAAGAACCGAGCACCACCUCUCGUGCACAGCUGGGACUUCUGGCACGCGCGUGACAAGAAAGAUGCCGCAAGCUCCAUCACCGCUCCCAACAGCGGCAACCCCGACAGCUACGAAGAUCGACUCGAAGUCCUCGCAACGGUAGACGACGUCCGCAAGUUCUGGAACGUCUUCAACAAUUUCGACAUUGGCCGUCUUGCGCUGCGCGACAGUAUCCACCUCUUCCACAAAGGCAUCAAGCCCACGUGGGAAGAUUCGCGGAAUACGCGAGGCGGCAGCUGGACUUUCCGCGUGCCCAAAGCGCAAGCCGUGCAGUUCUGGCUGGAGGUGUGCAUGAUGGCGAUUGGCGAGCAGCUCCAGGCGGCGGUGGAGAGUGAGAGGACGACGUUCAAGGACGACAUUUGCGGCGUCAGUCUGGGAGUGAGGUUCAACAGCGUGCUGAUCCAGAUCUGGAAUCGUGAUGGUGAGCAUGCGCAGGGGAUUGACAAACUACUGGUGGCUGUGAAGAAUGGGCUGAGCGAGGACUUGACGUUGAAGGAGGGAUCUUUCUACUACAAGCGGCAUAAUGAGCAUGCUGGCUUUACGGUCUCGCCGGAUGCUGUGAAUCAGAGGUCGUCGACGACGAGCAGUGCGGAUGGCAUGCAACCGUUGCAGUCGAUAGAUGCGAUUGCGAAUGAAGCUCCGGCUAGGUAGUUAACUGCGCUAGCUAAGAGCGUAUGAUGAGUGCAUGAAUGGCGAUUGAUUGAGUUUUGCU